Zophobas morio is the source of this 1767-nucleotide messenger RNA. RefSeq names its product BTB/POZ domain-containing protein 17 (gene Tango10). The transcript is spliced from 5 exons. The record is from RefSeq and is a predicted model, not a curated record. NCBI's taxonomy places the organism in Eukaryota, Metazoa, Arthropoda, Insecta, Coleoptera, Tenebrionidae. Bases 174 to 1658 code for a protein of 494 amino acids. Gene Ontology annotation, molecular function: protein binding.
UGACAUUUAUCAAUAAUUUAUUUUGACAAAAACCUAACCAAGAUAUUUUUUACACAUAACAUGUAAAUACUACGAUGCUUACAUUACGUUUCGUUUUAAGAAGACACAUUACCUACAAAUAGACGCAGAAUUGUUUAAUAAUUGUAUAGAAUGAAUCAUUGAUAAUAGCCCUGAUGGAGCGACACGCCGAACUUGGAGAACCAUCGAUGAAAAACAGACGGAAAUGCUCUCCUCAACUCAACGACAACUCCUGUCAGAUUAUGGUGGACAACUCAGAGAAUGUGUUAAAUAUUUUAAGAAAUCUCUAUGUUGAGAGACAGAUGUGUGAUGUCUCUUUGUUGGUGGGGAACAGGGAACAUCACGCCCAUCGGCUUAUACUAUGUGCUUUUAGUGAUGUGUUCCAGGCGAUGUUAAUGAAGCCUGAAUGGUGUGAGUGGCAUGAAAGUAAAGUAGAGCUGCAAGAACUGCUACCUGAAUGUGAAAAAGUGUUCCAUUUAUUCUUAGAAUAUUUUUACACUGGAAAAAUUCUAAUCACUCAUACUAAUGUGAUGCCAAUAUUAGCUUUAGCUGAUAAAUAUAUUGUUAAGGGGUUAUCAAGACUGUGUGUACAAUACAUGUGUAAACAUGUUCCUCAUGCUGCUUCACAUAACCAGUUGUUUCUCUGGCUGCAAUAUUCCAUUCCUUGUGGGCAUGUAGAAGUAGCGGAAAAAUGCCAAAACUACAUUAAAUGGAACCUAGAAUCAAUAGCCAACACUCCAGAUUUUAGUAACAUAGAUGCAGAAAUGCUGGUACGCCUUCUCCAAGAGAACGACGUCAUAGUUUAUAACGAAAUGGUUUUAUACAACUGUGUGGUCCGGUGGUUAGACUUGCAAAAAAUCAGGUUGAGAAAUUGUGAUACCCCUUUCGGAGAACUCGAAGAACAAGUAAGAUACUUAGUAAAAAAUGUGAUGGUUUAUAUUAGGUUUCCAAUGAUGACGCCGCGUGAGCUUGCUGAUUUACUAUUGUCGCCUUUAAUACAGCAACACAAAGAGUUUUUCGUCGACCGGAUGACAAUUGGCAUGACAUACCACUCAGGCCAAAGAGACCAAAUUGAAAAAAUCAGUAGCACACAAGAGGGAAAAUUAUUGUUCACUCCUCGUUUGUACACAUCUGACAUUUACAGCGCCGUUUUAGUCAUUGAGAAUUUCAAUAGUCUACCGAGUUACCACACAAGUACCUUUGUAUUCUCGUCACAUAUGUCAGCUGCAGAUUGCGAAUCGGAUAAAAUAAACGAUUGGGUCGUUGACCUAUAUCCUAAAGGGGUUUGGUUUAAAAAGUGCUACUUAAUUGUGUGGCAAGGGACUCUCGAAGUCCCUGAAGAAAUUAUUUCAACAGUUAGGUUAUCCUUGACUUGUCGCAAGCUUUUCGAAGCGAAGAUCAAAGUCAAGGUUGCUGUGUUAAUCUACGGGAUACAAGGAGGAGUCGAACACGUCAUGGAGGUUAAGGAGAAAAUUCAUCAUUUUACGAACGAAGAUAAAGUUAUGAAUAUCGAUAAUUUGAUCCCGUUUGCUGAACUCAAUCCUAGUGCUUCAAAUCAUGCUCACGAGAGUCCGUAUCUGAUUGGGCCUAACAGGAACCAACUCAAGCUUAACGUUGUUAUAACGUCUUUGCAUUCUUGACAGCCAAACUUAUUUUUAUAGAUUUGUAUCUAUCGACUGUUACUCAAAAAACAAUAAUUUUAUUAUUAUUAUAAUUAUUAUUACAAUUUGAAUAUAAUAUUUUGUUGUA